Arthroderma uncinatum is the source of this 1695-nucleotide messenger RNA. RefSeq lists its product as uncharacterized. Gene Ontology annotation, molecular function: ATP-dependent protein folding chaperone; ATP binding; ATP hydrolysis activity. Gene Ontology annotation, biological process: protein folding. The coding region runs from base 1 to 1695 and encodes 564 amino acids. The record is from RefSeq and is a predicted model, not a curated record. NCBI's taxonomy places the organism in Eukaryota, Fungi, Ascomycota, Eurotiomycetes, Onygenales, Arthrodermataceae. Gene Ontology annotation, cellular component: chaperonin-containing T-complex. The transcript is spliced from 6 exons.
AUGGCAUUCAGCGGCCAAACACCCACAAUCAUCGUGCUGAAGGAGGGCACGGAUGCAUCGCAAGGCAAGGGACAGAUUCUAUCGAAUAUCAACGCCUGCGUCGCUGUACAGGCCACUAUCAAGAGCACCCUAGGCCCCUAUGGCGGGGACCUAUUACUGGUAGACAGCAGCGGGAAGCAAACAAUCACAAACGAUGGCGCAACAGUAAUGAAGCUUCUCGAGAUCGUUCACCCCGCCGCCCGCAUCUUGACAGAUAUUGCACGAUCACAGGACGCAGAGGUCGGCGAUGGAACUACUUCCGUCGUUGUUUUAGCUGGUGAGAUCCUGCGCGAAGUCCGCGACCUCGUCGACCAGGAUGUCAGUGCUCAGACGAUCAUAAAGGGCUUGCGGAAGGCGAGCGCCAUGUCCGUCAACAGGAUUAAGGAGAUUGCGAUCGAUAUGAAGGAUGCUGCUGGUGGGGAGGCGAAGAAGAUCGAAACACUCAGACGGUUGGCGGGAACUGCGAUGAACAGCAAGCUGAUUAAACGCAAUUCGGAGUUUUUCACAAAGAUGGUUGUCGAUGCUGUCCUCUCGCUGGACCAGGAUGAUUUGAACGAGAAGCUCAUUGGCAUCAAGAAGAUCACCGGUGGUGCCUUGCAAGAUUCCCAAUUCAUCAACGGUGUUGCGUUCAAGAAGACCUUCGCAUACGCCGGUUUCGAGCAGCAGCCCAAGUCGUUUAAGAACCCCAAGAUUGUCUGUCUCAAUGUCGAGUUGGAGCUGAAGAGCGAAAAGGACAAUGCAGAGGUCAGAGUCGAGCAGGUGUCGGAAUACCAGGCCAUCGUCGACGCUGAAUGGCAGAUUAUCUUCAACAAGCUAGAGGCCCUAUACAACACCGGCGCAAAGGUCGUGCUUAGCAAGCUUCCUAUUGGCGAUUUGGCGACACAGUACUUUGCGGACCGUGAUAUAUUCUGUGCCGGCCGUGUUGCCUCCGACGACAUGGAGCGUGUGAACCAAGCCACCGGCUCCUCUACGCAGUCCACCUGCACCGACAUCCAAGAACACCACCUCGGAACCUGUGGUUCCUUCGAAGAGCGUCAAAUCGGUGGUGAGCGAUUCAACAUCUUCGCCGAAUGCCCCGGCGCCAAAACAUGCACUCUUAUCCUUCGCGGUGGAGCAGAGCAAUUCAUCGCCGAAGCCGAGCGCAGUCUGCACGAUGCCAUUAUGAUCGUUAAGCGAGCACUACGAAACACCAACGUCGUUGCUGGCGGUGGUGCCACCGAGAUGGACUUGUCCGGCUACAUCCAUCGGUAUGCCGAUAUCAAUGUUCCACACAAGCAGCAGGCCGUCGUCAAGGCGUUUGCAAAGGCGCUGGAGGUCAUUCCUCGCCAGCUCUGUGACAACGCCGGCUUCGAUGCCACGGAUAUCCUUAACCAGCUGAGAGUGGAGCAUAGGAAGGGGAGCAUCUGGGCUGGUGUCGAUUUCGACAACGAGGGCGUCCGGGAUAACAUGGAAGCGUUCGUGUGGGAGCCCAGUCUUGUCAAGGUCAAUGCCAUCCAGUCUGCCGUUGAGGCUGCAUGCUUGAUUCUAAGUGUUGACGAGACCAUCAAGAAUGAAGAGUCCGCUCAACCACAGGGAGGUCCCCCGCGAGCACUACCACCAGGCGCCGCUCAGCGUGUGCUCCGAGGUGGCAGAGGCCGCGGCAUGCCCAGACGAUAA